Blastocystis hominis is the source of this 687-nucleotide messenger RNA. RefSeq lists its product as hypothetical. Gene Ontology annotation, cellular component: mitochondrial inner membrane. The record is from RefSeq and is a predicted model, not a curated record. Gene Ontology annotation, molecular function: S-adenosyl-L-methionine transmembrane transporter activity. The coding region runs from base 1 to 687 and encodes 228 amino acids. NCBI's taxonomy places the organism in Eukaryota, Bigyra, Opalinata, Blastocystidae. The transcript is spliced from 6 exons.
AUGGGUGUAGUUAAUCUGCUUGCUGGUAUGGGGGCGGGACCAACAUCUGAUAUUGGACUGUUUCCACUGGAUUCGUUGAAAACGCGCAUGCAGUCGGGUAGCUAUGCUGCAAAGGCAACAGAAAAACCGAGUUUAGGGAGGGGCAUUGGCAUAGCCAUGGUGGGUUCUUCCUUGACGUACGGUACUCACUGGACUGUGUAUGAAUAUUUCAAAAGACAUCUUUCGCCGCUUUGCCAGGGGAACGAAGCAGCUAUUCCAUUUGUCUCACCCACAGCUCAAAUCAUAUCUUCAAGCAUCCGAUGCCCCUUUGAAGUGAUAAAACAACAUCUACAAAUCGGCAUUUUUUACGACACAAAAUGCGCCUCCGGAGGAGUCCGCGCCUUCUAUACCGGCUAUAAAAGCCUCCUGUACAAAAGCAUUCCCUACGAUGCAAUCGAGAUGACACUCUACGAAAUCUUCCGGAAGUACUACAAGCGCGUUUUCAAAACCGCGGACGACACUUCGCUCGUUAUGUCCGUCUCUUCGGGCUAUCUUUCUUCGGGAAUCGCGGCGUUCGUCACGACACCGAUGGACGUCGUCAAAACGAGGAUGAUGCUCUCCGCCGCGGAACGAAAUCCAGAGACAUCCGUGAUUCAGAUGUUUCGGAAGAUCUAUCGGGUUUUCGUGGUGGAAUUGGACGAAUUGUAG